UCGUCUAUUUCUGAUUGCUCUCUAUCAAAAUACUGUUUUGUGCUCCCUUCAAACCCCUUUCUCUGCAAGCCAAACAACCCCUUUCUCUGCAAGCCAAACAACAAAUCCCACCCUCACAAAAAUCCUUCCUUCUCUUUCUCUCUCGACAAUCCCUCCCUCGAUUCUUGCUUUUCUGCGAUCCUGUCCCCUCCUCUCUCCCUCGAAUGCCCUUCCAUUCCCGCUUUAUUGCCCUUUUCUCCAUUGCACCAUGAGCUGUACGAUUGAAUUCCUAAUUCAGUCAUACUCUCAGAGCCUUUCUUUGCUCAAUCCUGCUAGAAUUUCUGAAAAGUGCGAGAAUACUAAAUGAUGCUGAAUCUUGCUUGCCAAUGAUCCGCCAGCUUUUAACCAAACCUUUUGUUCAUGGCUCUUGUCCUAUUGCUAGACACUGAGAAAUCAAGGUGAUUUUGUUGCCGCAUCUAGCAAGAGUUUGAAACAUUUGACGACCUGAUUCCAGGUUCUCCUAUACUCAGGAAAUCAAGGUGAUUUUGUUGCCACAUUUAGCUCUUCUCCUAUUGCUAGACUCUGGGAAAUCAAGAUGAUUUUGUUGCCGCAUCUAACAAGAGUUUUGAAACGUUUGAUGACCUGAUUCCAGGUUCUCCUCAAAUUGCUAUACUCAGGAAUUCAAGGUGAUUUUGUUGCUACAUCUAGCAACAGUUUGAAAUAUUUGACGAUACAAGCAACUCUUUAUUUGUUCUAGGAGUUCUUGAUGGAGCUCAAGGUUUCAUCACUAAAGUCAGGAGGUCUUUCUCCUCCUGAUUGCUCUAGUGAUCCUGAGGAGAAGGAAGUCAGUGAUGAGGAUGAUGAUGAUCGCAAUCAUAAACAUCGAAGAAGAGAGACACGUUCUCAAUCUUUGGAGAGAGGUUCACUGGAACCUGUUUUUACAAGGUCAUACAGGAAGCACUACAAACCAUUUGAAAAUGGGCAUCCUUUCAGGGAGAAUGAAUCUCAAGGGAGUGAAACCUGGAAAAACUAUAACGCUGUUCCUCUGGAUAAAGACUUCACCUCAAAAUUUGAAAAGAGACGGCCUGGAAUGGCAUCAUUACCCCGAGUGGGUAUGGAUUUGAAUCAAAGAAUAAGGUCAAACCAAACAUUUUCCGGAGAGCAUGGUCCUGGUAGAGGAAGAGGAAGGGACCCUGGUGCUUGGAACCAGCGUGAUUCUAGGUUCAGCUCAGUUGAUAUUGCUUCUCAAAUGGUUCAGCAAGGAUCCAUUACACCUGGUCUCUUUGCAGGAAGGGGAUUGCCAAAUGUUCCAAAUGCACAAAAUGCAUCCUGGAAUGCAUUUGGAUUGUUUCCAGGAAUUCCCAAUGGUGGCCUUGAUGCACUCCAUUCCAUUGGUUUGCAAGGAGCACCCAGACCGGCAGUAAAUUCUUCAUUGAACAUGGGCAUUCCCCGCCAGCGGUGCAGAGACUUUGAGGAGCGUGGAUUUUGUCUAAGAGGGGACAUGUGUCCAAUGGAGCAUGGUGUCAAUCGUAUUGUUGUCGAAGAUGUUCAGAGCCUUUCACAGUUCAAUCUCCCUGUUUCACUUGCAAAUGCACCACUAGUGGGAACACCUGCUGGACCUGGGGCUUUGCUAUCGGUUGGUGCUCCUUCAGCCACAUUGAUGAAUAGCAAAGGACUACACAGCAGAAAUAGCAAGCCUGGAAUGGUUGAUGAUGGUAUGGGCUUGAAUGGUGGAUAUUCUGGCUCUGCUAGUGUGAGUGGAGCAGACUUGUAUGAUCCAGACCAACCACUGUGGAAUAACAACGGUCCUGAAACAUCAAGUGCACUCUUAGCACUAAAUUCAUCCAAAAAUGAUGAAAAUGAAUCCUUCAUGAGUGUUGAUCCUUCUGACCGUCAUAAUGUCAGGUUGCGUGAUACUACUGACAAUGAAUGUUCAAUUAGAAGCACUGGGAUCCCUGUUGGUUCACAGAGUACAGGUUCAUCCGUUUGGGGUAGAGUUGGUAGUGUGAAGAAUAGAUUAGAUAUAAAAGAGAAAACGGAUUUGAUUGUGAGUACCUCAGAUCAUGGGAAUAAUGAAGCAAAAGAAGAUCAUGAAGCAUUAGCCAAUAUUCAAGGUACUACUCGUCAAGGAAAGCGAAUGAUUACUGACGAUGUUGGCCCCAGAACUAUUGAUUCAGCAGCCAGGAUACAGAGUGAUACCAUGCGUAAUAUAAGGAAAUCUUCUCAAAAGGCACUACGUACGCUAUUUGUCAGUGGCAUUCCACAAAAAAACAACAAGAGGGAUGCUCUUCUUUCUCAUUUUCAAAAAUUUGGGGAGGUUGUUGACAUUUAUAUCCCAUUGAAUAGCGAACGAGCUUUUGUUCAGUUCUCAAAAAGGGAAGAGGCAGAAGCUGCUUUAAGAGCACCUGAUGCUGUAAUGGGCAAUCGCUUUAUCAAACUAUGGUGGGCUAAUCGUGACAGCAUACCUGAUGAUGGCAUGAACAGUAGCAGUGGUGUAUCUGUAACUCCCUGUGGUGUGCCAGCUGGUUCAGUUCCACCCCAACCUUUAAUUGGUAAUAGAGGAAAAGAUAAUCUUCAGUCUGCUGCUUCUAAGGGUACUAUGGUCCCCCCAUCUGAUGUGUCUCUUCCUCCUACUGAUCAUCCUAAGCCUAUUAUAAAUGGUCCCAAGGCUCCACCUCCUGUGCAGAAGAAGCUAGAGCUGGAACAAUUGAGGGAUGAGCUCCGCAAGAAGCAGGAGUUGCUGGACCAGAAGCGAAAUGACUUCCGGCGCCAAUUGGACAAACUCGAGAAACAAGCUACAGGAGUUAAAGGUGAGGUAGUGGCUGAGCCUACUUCUAAGAGACAGAGAGUAGGAAUAGCAACUGAUGUUGCAAAAGCUACUACUCCAAGGUCCUUUGACCCUAUUGCUGGUGUGUCAUCUCCACGUACUGAGAUGAUGGUGGAUAAGAAUAAAUCCGUGGAAAACCUCAUAUCAUCCAGUCCCAAAACAAGCAUGUCAUUUUUGCAGCAUGAACCUACAGGCUCAAAGCAGCCAAUUCAUCCAGUGGCACCUGCAGGGGCAGUCUUUGUGAUGAACAGAUAUAAGUUGGAUAACCGGCCCACAGCUUUUAAAAUAGUUCCUCCAUUACCACCUGGUUUGGCAAAUGUUGAUGCCUUGAAGGAAUUCUUCUCAUCAUAUGGCGAUCUUGCUGCUGUUGAACUAGAAGAUGUUGAUGCUGGUGGGUCAGAGGCGACAAAAAAUUGCUCAGCCCGCUUGACUUUCACAACUCGCCGUUCAGCUGAGUGGGCGUUUUUAAAUGGCAGUUGUUGGCAAGGCAACAACUUGAAGUUUACAUGGGUGACAUCUAGUACCUCUGGCAGUGACCUUUCAGUCAGAGAAAAUAUUCCUUCUGCCUCCAAGUGUCCUGGACAUAGUGAUGUGCAGCCCACUGAAUUAUUAGCAAGCACUGGUUCUCAGGAAGCUUCUGCAUCUGAAAAUGGGGAACCUGAAACUUCAGAAAGAAUUAGUAGUGCUGACCAUAUGGAGUUGCAUGAAGCUUCCGAGCCAUGUCCAACUUCAAUGCAUGGUGAGGACUCAACUAAAUGCGAGGAUAGUGCAACAUCGAUGCGCAGCAAAGGAGAGUGGCAAAAAAGAGAGCUCAGUCCAACUACAACAUCUGGAGAGAAUGAGUCGCAUAAGGGCGAUACCUGUUGAUGAUAAAGUAAUUGUUGGACUUGUACAGUGAGGUAAGAUGUUAAAUCUUUUGAACUUGAGUUAUCGUGAGCCCCCAAUUUGAAAUUCCUGAAAUUUGAUUUGCAUUAGUGUUUCUGUUUCAUGUAUAAUUUUGUGAUUUUGGGCUGCCAUGCCACCUCCAAUGAUGGUUGGUUAGUUUAAUGGCAAAAUAUGUCCUCUUUCAGCUUAUUAUUAGAUGCUUAGGCAUAGGAGUAGAGGAUUAAAGUUGAAAGUAAUUGAGUUACACCUCCGCAGAUUUGUUCCAUAAAUAUUAAAUACAUUUGUCUCUUUUAA
This is a messenger RNA of Hevea brasiliensis (rubber tree), 3985 nucleotides long. RefSeq names its product zinc finger CCCH domain-containing protein 41. Gene Ontology annotation, molecular function: RNA binding; metal ion binding. Bases 746 to 3673 code for a protein of 975 amino acids. Gene Ontology annotation, cellular component: nucleus. The transcript has 7 exons. NCBI's taxonomy places the organism in Eukaryota, Viridiplantae, Streptophyta, Magnoliopsida, Malpighiales, Euphorbiaceae. The record is from RefSeq and is a predicted model, not a curated record.